This is a messenger RNA of Anthostomella pinea, 2319 nucleotides long. NCBI's taxonomy places the organism in Eukaryota, Fungi, Ascomycota, Sordariomycetes, Xylariales, Xylariaceae. The record is from the annotation of a GenBank genome assembly.
AUGAGGGAAGAACUAGACCAAGACCUUCCCAGAGCCCUCCGGCGAACUCAAAGAGCGAGCCGAGGCGGCGCGGCCUCUUCUAUCCAAAGCCCAAGCACGGCACCAAAACAACGCUCGUCCUCGAUAGCGUCGACAUCGAGAACACCAAGCAAGCCCAAGUCAAAGAAACGAGUCCGCUUCUCCGACCCGGGCCCCGAAAUCAAAGGCCACCACCACAACGACACAUCCGCCUCUACGGGGCUCACGCCCAUGGUACGCCGGUCCUCUCUCGGACACGAGCCCUCGUCUAAACGCAGACGCCACUCAACACCUCUACGACGAGCGAACGCCCACCACGAUGACGACGGUGAAGACGAGCUCGCCGGCAACGGCAGCAGCACCACCAGCGCCAGGGACAGGGACAGCAGCACCGAAGUGCGCUUCCUCUCGCUCGCCCAGGUCCUCGACGACCGCGUCAAGCGGCGCAUCCGGCGCAACGGGCUCAGCGAAGAGAUGAACACCAUCACAGAAACCAAGCGGCGGCGCGCGCGCGAGCAGGAGGCCGAGCUACAGCGGCUGCGCGACGAGCUCGCCGACAAGGACGACGAGAUCGAGAGGUUGCACAACACAACACUAAUACAAGACAGGGACCGCAUCGUGGAGCUCGAGCAGCAGAUUGAGGCGCUGCGGAGCGCGCUGCGGGACCGCGCCGCCGCCUCGGCUGCGGAUGAUGACGCGAUGGAGGAGGCUGGAAAUGGCCAAAAGCGCAAUAGCUACGACUGGACGCUCGCGGCGCGUGAUCCGUUCUCGGAUAGCUAUCUGGACGACGACGAGGGCUUCGGGGACACGACGAUGGCGGAUCUGGUGUGCAGCACGCCGUCCAAGGGCGCGCGAAAUUCCGCGUCUGGAUCGUUCCCGACGCCGCCGUGUACGAGUCCCGCCAUUCCGGCAACGCCAUGCUCGCUGCGCAGAGAAGCGACGCCCAUGACGCCCAAGUCCCACGUCGGAGUCCAGGCCUCGUUCCCAGACCCUGAGGAAGAGGCCUUGGAAGCUGAACUCGGGUCCCUGCGCCUCGAGCUCGGCAAGCUCACCGCUGCGCUGGAAUCGCACGCUGCGCUGAAGGCUCGCCUCGCCGAUAAGUUGUCCAGCGCCAGCAGCACCCGCCCCGCCGUCGCGGAGAGCAGUAGUCCCAGCAGCGACAUCGAAGCGCAUCUAGACACAGUGCUGCAGACGCUCUCGGACCGCACAGCCGCGCUCCUCUCCCUCAACGCCUCGCUCAGCGCGCUAGGCUUCGCCGGCACCGACGCCAGCGAGAUCGUAUCCUCGCUAGCCGGCGCCUUCCGCUCCGCGCGGCUGGAGCUCGAGUACCUGACCCCGGGCGAGGUAACCCUACCACUAUCAUCGCGCGGCGCCGAGGUGCUGGACCUAGUGCUGACGCGACUGCGCGACCUGGCGCACCGCGCGCGCGAGGACGAGGCCACCGUCGACGAGUACCACGCCCUGGAGCAGUCCCUACGGCAGCAGCUCGGCGCGCGCGUCGACGCCAUGGACGGGCUGAACGCCCGCGUCGCGGAAGCCCAAAAACAGCUUUCGGAGCGCGACGCGCGGAUUGAGGAGAUGGAGGUCGGCCUGGAUCGCCUGAAGGGCGCGGCUGAGGGCUAUCGCCGCGACAUCGGCGAGCUGGAGGCGCUGGUACAGCGCGUCGAGGCGGAGGGGCAGACUACCGCUUCCCACCUAACUUCCGAUCUGCAGAACGCACAGGCGCAGCUUGGGGACCGCGACAACGCCGUCGCGGACCUAGAGGCGAAACUCGCGUCGAUACUACAACAGACGACGGACCUGCAGACGCAGCUUGCGGUGCUGCAGGGCGGCAAGGAGGCCGAGUUCAAGGCUCUUAAUAAAUCCCACGGGACCGCGCUGGCGCUGCGCGAUGCACGGGUCGCGGAGCUGAGGCGCGAGAUCGAUGGGGUUAAUGAGGGGCUUCGCGAGGCGCAUGAGUCGAUCCGGAGGCUGAUGGUUGAGAAUAAGGCGGUGGAGCGGAGGGCGGAGGGGGAGAAGGUUAGGGCUAAGGAGGCGGUUGAUGAGAUGAGGGCUGAGCUGGAGAGGGUUGUGAGGAUGGGGGCGGCGUUUUUGGAGGCUUCAAGGAAGGGGGAGGGUGCUGGGGAGGGGGGUGUGGGGGCUGGUCCGGCCGCGGUGGUGGUGAGAAGGUCGUCUAGGCGGGUGAGUGGCGACAAGACACCUGGGUCGGUGGCUGCGAAGAGUAGGAAGAGGAGGCGGUACGAUAGUGGUCUGGGCUUCCUUGACGAGGACAAGGACGAGGGCGAGGUUGAGCUGGUGUGA